Molecule: messenger RNA, 2979 nt
Organism: Salvia miltiorrhiza (redroot sage)
Lineage: Eukaryota; Viridiplantae; Streptophyta; Magnoliopsida; Lamiales; Lamiaceae
Product: receptor-like protein kinase ANXUR2
Exons: 1
Coding region: 155-2833 (892 amino acids)
Biological process (GO): protein autophosphorylation
Cellular component (GO): plasma membrane; plasmodesma
Molecular function (GO): ATP binding; transmembrane receptor protein tyrosine kinase activity
Source: RefSeq, a predicted model, not a curated record
UUCUACCAAGAAAUGGUCGACCUCAAAUUCAUAACAGCAAAUUAGAAAAGACGAAGUGAAAUUUCAACAAGAAAAAGAAAACAAAAAACAAAACAAGAAGUAGAAAAACAAAGGCGUACAGGAAAAUCAGAAAUCCAAAAUUCUUGUUUCCUGUAUGCCAAAAUUUUCUCGCUCAUGUUUUCACGCAGCCAUGGUUGUUAAAUAUUAUAAUCAUGCCAUUAUUAAUCUCCUUCUGUCUCUAGCAACCAUUUUCCUUAUCUCUCACACAUCACACGCACAGGACAGACCUUUAAUUCUCAAUUGUGGCUCCCCAAGCUCUGCCAAAGAUGCCGACGGUCGCUUCUGGGAUCCCGAUGACAAAUUCUUGGCUGCCGACACAAAAUUCGUCAUCGCGAGAGCCGAUGUUCAAGACCCUUCAUUGCCGUCCGAGGUUCCGUAUAUGACUGCCAGGAUCUUCCAAUCUGAAGCCAAGUACCAAUUCCCCCUCAAAGAUUCAACCUCCCGAACUAUGCUGCGCCUUCAUUUCUACCCAUCAUCCUACCCUAAUUUCAACAUUUCCAACUCCUAUUUCGCUGUCGUUGCCGGGGGCGUGACGCUGCUGAGCAAUUUCAGCGCCUACAUAUCAGCAGAGGCACUAUCUCAAGCAUAUUUCAUCAAGGAAUUCUUCUUGGCGCCGUCACAAUCUGCGACACUUGAUGUCACGUUUAAGCCAUCUGGUCCACAAUCUUUUGCAUUUGUGAAUGGGAUUGAAGUCAUGCCGGUUCCUGCAAUCUUUAAUUCAGAUCCGGCACUUGCCGGCACCGUGGGGGCGGGCAUGGACGCGACAGGAGCGACAACGGUGCCAAUCAGCGAUAGCAGCAUGGAGACAAUGUUCAGGUUGAAUGUAGGCGGGCGGUAUAUCUCACCGGUGAAUGAUUCGGAUGGACUGAUGCGGAGUUGGUACGAUGAUAGUGUUUACGUCUACAGUGCGGCCGUAGGAGUUGCUAUGGGAGCCAAUAGGAGCAUCACUUAUAAAACCAUGCCUUCUUAUAUGGCCCCACUUGAUGUCUACUCCAGUUAUAGGUCAAUGGGGGCAUACAAAGAUGUGAACAAGAAAACUAAUCUCACAUGGGUUUUCCAAGUUGAUCCCAAUUUCAUGUACAUGUUGAGGUUCCAUUGGUGUGACUCCGAGAUGACAAGGCCCAACCAGAGGGUCUUCGAUGUCUUCAUCAAUAAUAGAAGCGCCCAAUACGACGUAGACGUGUUUGGCAUGACCAUGGCAACAGCCACCCCCGUGAAGAAGGACUAUGUAGCUCGAGUCAGCGACUCUAGCUCUGAGCUGUGGGUGGCAUUGCGCCCCACGGAGUCCGUGAGAUCAGAGUUCGCCGACGUUCUACUUAAUGGGCUAGAAGUUUUCAAGUUGAGUGACGUGGCCAAGGCAAACUUGGCCGGCCCCAAUCCUAGCCUCUCUGACAUGAUGAGGAAGUAUCGAGAUGGCAAGACGUCAUUUGCCUCGGACGCAUCUGCUGUUUCCACGGUGAUCAUCACCGGGGCGGCAGGCGGAGCCUGCGCAGUCGGGUUGGCUUUCGUUGUGUGUGUCUUGGUUUACCAAAGGAAGCGAAGGGACCCAAAAGCAGAGGGCACCACCACGUGGCUGCCUAUUUCUUGGAACUCCACAUCGACCUCCACCACCAUUAAAUCCUCCAUGUCGAGCAGAAGCCAGGGCGGCACCACCAUUUCAUCGGACGCGGCGUGCAAUUGUCGCUACUUCAGCCUGACAGAGAUCAAGAGCGCCACCAAGAACUUCGACGAGUCCAACGUCAUAGGCGUGGGGGGCUUCGGCAAGGUCUACAAAGGCGUGGUCGAUGGCCACACAAUGGUCGCCGUAAAGCGAUCCAACCCUUCUUCCGACCAGGGCAUAAACGAGUUUCAGACAGAAAUAGAGAUGUUGUCGAGGCUUAGACACCGACAUUUAGUCUCCCUAAUCGGAUUUUGUGAAGACAACGGAGAGAUGAUCCUCGUGUACGAUUACAUGGGGCAAGGGACACUAAGGGAACAUCUCUACAAGGGCAAUAAAAUCGUUCUAUCAUGGAAACAACGCCUAGAGAUAUGCAUAGGAGCAGCCAGAGGCCUGCACUACCUCCACACCGGAGCUAAAUACACCAUCAUUCAUAGAGACGUCAAGACCACAAACAUUCUCCUCGACGACAAAUGGGUCGCCAAGAUGUCUGAUUUCGGCCUCUCCAAGACCGGCCCAGACAUGAACAAGGGCCACGUUAGCACUGUGGUUAAAGGCAGCUUCGGAUAUUUAGACCCUGAGUAUUUCCGCCGGCAACAACUCACUGAAAAAUCUGAUGUCUACUCAUUCGGUGUUGUGCUGUUCGAGGUCCUAUGCGCCCGCCCUGCCCUAAACCCUAGCUUGCCUAAGGAACAAGUCAGCCUCGCCGAUUGGGCGCUGCGGUGUGCGAGAAACGGCACGCUUGAAGAAAUCAUCGAUCCACAACUACAAGGAAAAAUGAGCCAAGAGAGCUUGAAGAAAUUCAUGGAAACCGCAGAGAAAUGCUUGGCCGAUCACGGCACAGACCGCCCCUCCAUGGGCGAUGUAUUGUGGAAUCUGGAGUUCGCUCUACAGCUACAUGAAAAUCCCGACCACAAAAAGAGUCAUUCCACUACCACAGACAGCGUAGAUUUCCAAGGACAGAUCGAUCAAAAUAGCAUCAUGGCUAUGCAUAGAAGCAUUCUGAAUCUUGAAGACGAUGACGACGACGAUGAUGAAGAAGCAAGGAAACACAAGAAAGAGAGUGAUAAUCCAGAUGAGAUUUUCUCACAGAUUGUCAACCCUACGGGCCGUUGAUAUCAUCUCGCGUUUCUUUAUGUAUGAUGUCGUCGGUGAAUGUAUGACUAUAUUGACAUUGAUUUAGCAGCAAGCUUCUUAUCAUCUUUGGGAUUGUAUAUUAAUGUUUGUAUGGAUUGGAUUAUUGGUUGCAAAUUUUUAAUUCA